Molecule: messenger RNA, 1026 nt
Organism: Ostreobium quekettii
Lineage: Eukaryota; Viridiplantae; Chlorophyta; Ulvophyceae; Bryopsidales; Ostreobiaceae
Source: the annotation of a GenBank genome assembly
AUGUCCAACCUGCUGCCGAAGCCUGCGCAGCCCCUGUCACACCUCCGCCAAGCCCCGCUCCCCACCCCUCCCCGGUCCCCCCAGCCCCUCACCCUCACCAUCCACUCCCCCGCCAACCACCAGCACCACAAUUUUGGGCAUCAUCCCCUCGCGCCGGCCCCAGCGAGCGCCAUGCAGCCCGGCCACGCCUUCCGGCCCCUCUUCGUGGGCGGCGGGGAGGACGCAAGGCCAGUGCCCGGCCGCCAGUCCGGAUCCGCCGUCGCCGACGUCCCCAGGUACCCCCCCGCCGGUUCGACGCCCCAGACGCCUCCCGGAGUGCCGGGCUUCACGCCGCAGGGGGGCAUGUACCCGGAGGUGGCGGUGUUCAGCCAGUUCGACCAGAUCCUGCCGCACAUGGCGCUGCUGCAGCCGCUGCACGGCGGCCACGGCGCGGCGGCAGCCCAGUCGGUGCCUGGUGGCGAUGACGCGGCCAUGGGCGCCAGGGGAGGGAUGGGGAGACAGGCGGAGGGGCGGGUGACUUCUGACUACGCGUCCAGGCACCAGGCGGCGGAGCAGCGGCGGCGGACACGGAUCAACGAGAGGCUGGACCGCCUGCGCAAGGUGGUGCCGCACGCGGAGCGCGCCAACACGGCGGCCUUCCUGGAGCAGGUGCUUACUUACAUCGAGUCGCUCAAGAAGAAGGUCCAGGACCUGGAGAGCCGGCUGGACAAGGCGGAGGGCCGGGAGCCCGGGGCGGAAUCCGGGUCCGAGGUGCGGCUCAACGAGGGGGAGGCCAGCGGGGAACAGCGCGGGUCUGAUGCCGACGCCGCUUUUCAGUCCGUGGUUGAGCCCGGCGGUGGCAGCAGCAACGAUGGGGAAGGAGGGGAAAGGCCACGGGGUGAGCAGGGGGAUGCUGCGUGUGCUGAUGCGCUCGCUGAGCUGAUGGAUGGCGGGCUGGCGCCGUGCGAGGGGGGGCUGAAGAGGGGGGUUUCGUCCGGGGAGGAGGCGGAGGCGAGCAAGAAGGUUAGGCUGGGGGGCCCUGAUUAG